Messenger RNA from Dicentrarchus labrax (European seabass), 2201 nucleotides. RefSeq names its product E3 SUMO-protein ligase ZBED1. Gene Ontology annotation, molecular function: DNA binding; protein dimerization activity. Bases 236 to 2200 code for a protein of 654 amino acids. The transcript has 3 exons. NCBI's taxonomy places the organism in Eukaryota, Metazoa, Chordata, Actinopteri, Moronidae. The record is from RefSeq and is a predicted model, not a curated record.
GGGGUGGGUAAAAAUAUCGAUACGGCGAUAUAUCGCGAUACUUUGCCGCCCGAUAUAAUAUCGAUUUUUCAACUCCAAAGAUCGAUUUUUUUUAAGAAUAAUGAUUCAUGUUUAGACGCGUUGUGAAUACAGUACGACCUCCGUACCUCCACUCCGGUAGAUGGCGCCGAAGAGCGACUCUGCUGUGCGGCGCAUAGAAAUACGUAUAUGAGAGAGUGGCUGAGGACUUUCCAAAAUGGAUUUCAAGAUAAUAACGCCUCCGCAAUUUAAAGCUGACGUUUGGAAGCACUUUGGCUUCACAGUUAAGAAAGAUAGCAAGAACAACAAGCUGGACAAAGAGAAUGCCAUUUGUAAGCUAUGUCUCGUCGUUGUCAAAUAUUGUGGGAACACAACGAACUUGCGAGUUCACUUGGCUAGACACCACGCCGAGAUAUUAGCCGAGAAGCAGCCGCCAAAAGUGAUUCAGCCAAACCAGACUACGCUGGACAACUUCAUACCCUCUACCUCACCUCGUGCUCAGCGUAUCACAGAGUCGAUAGUGCAUUUCAUCUGUAAAGAUUUGCGCCCUUAUAGCGUCGUAGACAAUGUUGGCUUCAGGUGGAUGCUACAUUGUUUGGAGCCGCGUUACAAAAUACCCCAACGCGGCUACAUGGUGAACACAGCUGUGCCCAGGAUGUAUGAGGAGGUGAAGAAAGUCGUGAAAACAUCUCUUAGCGCUGCACAAAGAGUUGCCUUGACGUGUGACGGAUGGACGUCCAGAGCCACCCAGUCGUAUGUGACCAUAACGUCCCACUACAUAUCCGACGACUGGGAAAUGGUUACACAUGUUUUGCAGACGAGGGCAAUGCAUGAGAGCCACACCGGCAGUAACAUUGCUGAUUUGCUGAAAAGGGCAAUGGAGGAAUGGGGCAUACAGGACAAGGACCUAGCCAUAGUCACAGACAACGCUAAAAACAUGACCAGCGCAGCAGAGCUAGCCGGUAUGCUGCAUUUUAAAUGCUUUGCGCACACCCUAAAUUUGGCUUCUCAGCGUGCACUAAAGUUGCCAGCCGUCCAGCGCUUGCUGGGAAGAGUGAGGCGGAUUACCAACUUUUUCAGACGCAGUGCCAUUGCCAGUCAUGUCUUGAAAGAAAAACAGAAGUUGCUGAAUCUGGAACAGCACAAACUCAAGACCGAUGUGGUCACCAGAUGGAAUAGCGCACAUGACAUGCUCCAGCGCUUCCUGGAGCAGCAGCCGGCAGUCACUGCUGCCCUGCUGUCACAUGAGGUGAGGAAGAAUGAAAAAGAUAUCAGCACUGUCAGUGAGGCCGACAUUACAGCUGCAGAGGAAAUAGUCGCUGCUAUGAAGCCCAUGAAGAUUGCCACUGUGGUCAUGGAAGAAGAGAAAACUCCCACACUGUCAGCAGUUGCACCAGUCCAUGCCCACCUGAUCCAAGAACUCCAGGAGAGCCCAGGUGACUCUAACAUGAUAAAAGAGAUCAAAACUGCCAUAUGCCAGGACCUCAAGAAGAGGUACUUAGAUGAGCAGAGGGAGACUCUUCAUGUGUGUGCAGCUCUGGAUCCCAGAUUUAAGACCUUGCUGUUCUUGACUGAGGAUGAACGCCAGACCGUCUAUGAUAGAGUCACCACAGAGGCUGCAAGGACCCAAGGGCCGUUUCAGCAUGGAGGAGCUGGAGAGGAUGUGACAGGUGAGCCAGAGACUGAUGGAGAAGAGGAGGAAGAUGAGGAUGCAGGGCUGGAGGUCCUAGGUGAGGAGGACAAAGGGAGCAGCCAAGGUCUUGAGGAAGAGGAGAGCUUUGCAGUACUGUCCACGUCUAAGAAGAGAUCCAGGGAUUCUUGUGGCCUUGCGGACCUUCUUGGUCAAACAUACACCUCAGGGGCUGCAAAGAAGUUGAAGACGCCAGAGAACCAGGCACAAGAGGAGAUGGGAAGAUUCAAAGAGACUGCUCCGAUGCCAAUUACAAAAGGGGCCAAUCAACUGAACUGGUGGAGGGAGCACGAGCGCGAGUAUCCUCUCCUGUCAAAACUUGCAAAGAGGUAUUUGUGCAUCCCUGGAACAAGUGUCUCCUCUGAGAGAGUUUUCUCUACUGCGGGGGACAUUAUCACCGCACAGAGGAGUGCACUCACCCCAGAGCACCUUGAUCAGAUUCUCUUUCUAAACAAAAACCUAAAAACCAAAGAAGUCAGGUACAAGUUUUAGG